AGUAGAACACAGGAUUGGACAACAACAGUACAAACAUUUUCAACUACUUGUCUUUCACUCACUCUCUCUCUUCUUCACUCCCACUUGUGUUCUUCCGACCAAAUCUCCGGUUUCUUCUUACACUGGUCGCGCCGCCGCAAUGGCCGUCAACAGCGAAUCCACGCCGCCACCGGUGAUCGGUAAAAUCGGGCCUUACACUGUUUUCAUGACACCGCCUUCUACCCCAAAACCCUCUUCCCCUGACCCAGUUCCAGUUCAUUCCCCUCAGAAACCCCCGACCAAGAUCCUCCCUCCUCCGCCUCAGAUUCAGGUUCCUUCCUCCGCCAAAUCCUUCUCCGAUGGCUCCGUUUCCGGCUUCUUCAGGAACGCUGUUACCAAGGUUCACAAUGCUCACUCAAGUUUGGAUGAUCAUUUGGCGCGUUGGUUCGGGUUGAAUCAGUCUAAGUAUCAAUGGGCUCUUGAUGAUUAUUAUGAGAGCAAGGGAAUGGAAAAAGGAGACGUAAAAGUGAAAGAAAUAUCAAGCAAAGUACAGAGUGUUUGACUUGCCUAGGAUUAAUCAAAAGUGAGGUCUGAAGAGAAGACUCUUACUUUGAGUAUAUUUAUUAUAUACCUUUGUAUUUACAUGUGGAGUAGAACAAAUGCGUCUGAUAUGUCAAGAGUUAUUUGAUCUACAUCCAUUGAUAUGAUUCAAUGGUGUUUUUCCAUCUCCUGCAGUUGAGUCUGAUUAUUAAUCAACCUAUUCUCUGGGGCAGAUGUUUUGUUCUUUUGUUGUAGUUUCAGUCUUAAUUGUUUUGGGUUGGGUACCUCGGAGGUGUUUCUGUAUUUGUACUUGGUUAAGGAAACAAAUUGAUUGUUGCCUUCUGAACAUGGCUUGGAGUGGCAAAUCUCCUAAGCAUUUCUUAUGCUCCAUUUCUAAA
Messenger RNA from Lotus japonicus, 917 nucleotides. RefSeq lists its product as uncharacterized. The transcript is spliced from 4 exons. NCBI's taxonomy places the organism in Eukaryota, Viridiplantae, Streptophyta, Magnoliopsida, Fabales, Fabaceae. Bases 140 to 541 code for a protein of 133 amino acids. The record is from RefSeq and is a predicted model, not a curated record.